This is a messenger RNA of Scylla paramamosain (green mud crab), 3337 nucleotides long. RefSeq lists its product as uncharacterized. The record is from RefSeq and is a predicted model, not a curated record. The transcript is spliced from 5 exons. NCBI's taxonomy places the organism in Eukaryota, Metazoa, Arthropoda, Malacostraca, Decapoda, Portunidae. Bases 415 to 912 code for a protein of 165 amino acids.
CCUGAGAUGAGGCCUUCCCUCCUCUUCUUUAUUCUUUCAUCAUAAAGCAAAGUAUACGUAAUAAGUAUAUCAAGAUACUAAACUGCAUGCCUGAAAGCGCCAUGAAGGAAGAAUAACAGUUGGCCGAGUUUCUCUCCCCAUCCUGAAAACAACGCAAAUAUUGAAUACUUGGUUACUCACCGAGUCACCACCUGUGAUCAGCAGCAGGCGGAGGCGGUUCAAACACCACGCCACAUCUUGCAGCUCUUCACGUUUCUGGCCUUUUCGUCGGCAUUCUCCGGGACAUUCGUUCUGUAAAGGUACAGGUGGAAGAUCCGAUGACUGAAGUUAGUGCUUAUCUGCCAGGCGACCCGCACCCUCUUCAUCGCUGCAACCAUCUUCACUCUCGCCGACAGUAACAGCACCACCGCAAUCAUGAAGAACUGUUGGUCACCGUGGUAUUAUUACGACAACACGGAGGGUGGGAGCAAAGCGUGCGCCGCCACUACAAUCUUCUUCAGCACCUUCUCCAUUAUCUAUAUCAGUUACUGCCUUGACGGCGGAGACUCUUCUCAGUUCUUUCUACCUCUUUUCGAAACUGAUGUGGACACCACAAUGAAACACGCUGGAGGAUUCAUGAUUGUGUUCUACUUAUGCUAUAUUGUGGUAUCCAUAUUGAUGAUCUUUGGUGUCAAUUUGGACCAUCGUGGUCUUAUCUUACCCUGGCUCACACAGAACAUGAUCUACAGUCUCAUGAUCAUUGCUUUCGCUCUGUGGCUACAGGCAUCAUAUUACCACUUUCUGCUGUCAGUGUUAUGGACAUGCAUCUACCUACUGUUUGCUGCUGUUCAUAUAUACAUGUACCGGUGUGUCAAGAGCCAGUAUGAGCUUAUCAAGCAGUCACAGGCUCCAAACAUUGUGCAGCUGUACUGAGCAGUAUCCACCAUCAAUAGUCUUGCCAUCCUUUGUCCAAGGGAUGAUUGUUGAACUUCAGCUUAUGCAAAGCUGAGCAGAAGCUUCAUAGACAAAAGCUCAAAAAUAAAUCUUGUAAUGCUUGUUUGUUUUAACAAGUGCUAAAAUGGCAGCAUCACCAGUUACUUUUGCCAACCUUUAAUGUACAAAGAUGUUUUACCACUAUAACAGGUAUACUGAUGAUCUAUUGGUGUAUUAACUAAAAAAUACUUAUUAAUAUCUUUGUAAAGGCAUUUAUCUGCAUGUGUUGGUUUAUGUGAGGAAUGUAAUCUGUCCAAGGGAAAACUAUCAAGAAAACUUUGUUUCUUGAAUUUUUUCAAGACCACAGAUGUAAUGUUGUCCUUUAUAAGAUCUCAGAGUAAAAUUACAAGUGCAGUUGGCACAGCUCAAGUUUUCAGAGGACACAACAUUAUGUGUUCUUUUCAAUGAACUGUGUGGUGUUGAGUUUUUAAGUUUAUUUUGAAUGUCACAGUGUCAUUUGUGUUAAUGGGCAUGAAACAAAACUGUUUUUCUGAAGUUUAUUUUAAUACUUUAUCUUCAUAGAGAGUUGUACAUAGAGAGGCAAGGUUUUCUGUGUAUUUAUUUCUCAUAUGCAAUUUGUUAUGUGUUCAAGGCAUAUUGUAAGUAUGCCAUGCUUAUAAUUUAAGUUUGCAGGUCACUACUUGUACUUGCAGUAACAAACUUAAUGAUAUAUAUGAGAGUAGUACCUUUAUAAAACUUGCUAUAAUAUAUUUCAGGAAAUGAAUAUGACAGAUUGAAACCUUCCAUGUAGAGACUGGAAGGAAACCAUAAGUAAUGAACUAAAUUAAUUGACCAACACAUUGAAGCUUUCUUGUGUUACAUGGAUUGAUAACAAACGUAGGUUAUAAUACUGACAGCUGUCACCAAUUGACAAACUUGUUCCAUCCACUAAAGCCAGAACAUGGCAGAGCUGUCACCAAACUUAGUCCGUCCACUAAAGCCAGGACAUGGUAGAGCUGUCACCAAACUUAGUCCGUCCACUAAAGCCAGGACAUGGUAGAGCUGUCACCAAACUUAGUCCGUCCACUAAAGCCAGGACAUGGUAGAGCUGUCACCAAACUUAGUCCGUCCACUAAAGCCAGAACAUGGUAGAGCUGUCACCAAACUUAGUCCGUCCACUAAAGCCAGGACAUGGCAGAGGUGUCACCAAACUUAGUCUGUCCACUAAAGCCAGGACAUGGCAGAGCUGUCACCAAACUUAGUCCAUCCAUUAAAGCCAGGACAUGGCAGAACUGUCACCAAACUUAGUCCAUCCAUUAAAGCCAGGACAUGGCAGAGCUGUCACCAAAUAGUUAAUAUGUUCCGUCCAUUGAAGCCAGAACAUGUCACCAAAUUAUAAUUACAUUCCUUCCACUAAAGCCAGAACAUGGCAACCUACAAUGGCUAGGUCUUCCCAGAAUCUUCAAUUGCCUUGCUGAUUCUUGGAAAGAGUUUACAAAAAAGGAUAUAAAGUAGUGAAGUCCUUGUCUAUAGUUUUACAUACAUUAGGGGCAUUGAAGUGUUGGGGCUAAAACACAACCUUAAGAAGCAGUAUUGAGUGAUUGUGCAGUUCCAGAGUCUGCAUAUUUUAAUGUUUGAAUCUUGUAUGAAUCACUGACAAAGCCAAAGGAGCUGUGUUUUUAGAAUGUCACAAGUAUUGUAAGUUAUGUUGUGAUUUAAUUUUUGUUGUUGAAAUUAUUAUUAUUAUUAUUAUUAUUAUUAUUAUUAUUAUUAUUAUUAUUAUUAUUAUUAUUAUUGUUAUUAUUAUUAUUAUUAUCAUUAUUAUUAUUAUUAUUAUUACCAUCAUCAUCAUCAUUAUAGUCUGGCAACUCAAAGCUUGGUUAGAAGGAUGCUGCCUGUGCAUUCCUUGCAUGUUGCUAAAGAUGGUUGGGGGGGUGAAAUGAGGUGUAGACUUCCUCCUUGGUUUUAUUAUUUCUGCAUGGAGACAAAGUAUGAUAGAUAUACUAUUGUAAUUACCAUUAUUAAUACAUAUUGUCAUUAUGAUGGAUAUCAUUAUAAUCAUAUGGAGUUAUGAAAGGAGUUUGAAAGUUUCACUGUAAACACAAAAGCAGUAGGAUAUGCUGUCUUUUAACAUGAAUGACCACAAACCACUGAAUGCUUAGUGAGACCUUAUUAUGUGUCAAAUGUACAUAAUGUUUACAUAAAUUUAAAGGAUUUUUGUGGGACUUGCAGCAAAGGUGGUAGUGGUGAGAAAUGUUAUUAUUAUCUAUUUAUUUCAGUUAUUAAAAAGCAGGCAGGUAUUGAUUAACAGUGAGGUGUGACAUUUUGUCACAGUGAGAACAGUAAUUUUGUACCAUCCAAUCCAUCCAAACAGAUCUGAUGAGUAUAUACUUAUUUUUGUAAGCAGUAAAGUUAACAUUGUUAA